CGAUGAAUUCCACCUGUGGUGCUUUAACUUGUGCAAGAGACGCUGCCCCUGGGAGGCGCGGGAAAGAAAGGGUUAACUGGAAAGUGGGGCGCUAGUUGAAAUCUGGGUGCCAGUGCCCCCUUGCCCACCACUGGGUGGUGAGAAACGAGGGAGGGUGAACUUCCCUCAGAGAUUUUUGUGGGGAAAUAUGCUUUGCGUCAAUAAAACUGACUGUGCAGCUGCACAGUCAAGAAGAGAAGCUGGGAAGACCAAGGAAGUAUCUCGGAGAUGGCUUUUGAAUUGCGGAAAUAUUUGUCUGAGGAAAAAGGCUUUAAUUUAAUACUCAGAACUAUGGCCGUCUCAUCUUCCUGGGAACUGCCCCUGGUGGCUGUGUGCCAGGUAACAUCGACCCCAGACAAGGAGCAGAACUUUAAAACAUGUGCUGAGCUGAUUCGGGAGGCUGCCAGGCUGGGCGCUUGCCUGGCUUUCCUGCCUGAGGCAUUUGACUUCAUUGCACGGGACCCUGAAGAGACACAACGCCUGUCUGAGCCACUGGGUGGGAACCUUUUGGAAGAAUAUACCCAGCUUGCCAGGGAAUGUGGACUCUGGCUGUCCUUGGGUGGUUUCCAUGAGCGUGGCCAGGACUGGGAGCAGACUCAGAAAAUCUACAACUGUCAUGUGAUUCUGAACAACAAGGGGUCAGUAGUGGCCACCUACAGGAAGACGCAUCUGUGUGAUGUAGAGAUUCCAGGACAGGGGCCUAUGCGUGAAAGCAACUCUACCAUACCUGGGCCCAGUCUUGAGUCUCCUAUCAGCACACCAGCAGGCAAGAUUGGUCUAGCUAUCUGCUACGACAUGCGGUUCCCUGAACUCUCUCUGGCAUUGGUUCAGGCAGGAGCAGAAAUACUUACCUACCCUUCGGCUUUUGGAUCUGUUACAGGCCCAGCCCACUGGGAGGUGUUGUUGCGGGCCCGUGCCAUUGAAACACAGUGCUACGUAGUGGCGGCAGCACAGUGUGGACGCCACCAUGAGAAGAGAGCAAGUUAUGGACAUAGCAUGGUGGUAGAUCCCUGGGGAACAGUGGUGGCCCGCUGCUCCGAAGGACCAGGCCUUUGCCUUGCCCGAAUUGACCUCAACUAUCUGCAGCAGUUACGCAAACAACUGCCCGUGUUCCAGCACCGCAGGCCUGACCUCUACGGCAAUCUGGGUCACCCACUGUCUUAAGACUUUUGACUUCUGUCCACUGAGACCUCCAUCGUGAGCUGGUGGUGUUGUGACUUGUAGGCAGGACCCAGGCGCAGCUCCCCUCACUUGGAGAACCUUGUCUCUUAAUGGAACACAGGCUCAGCUUCUUGGAAAAGAAGAAACUUGCACCUGAGCUCAGAUUUCAGUUUCAGAAAGGUGGAAUUUAAUAUAGUCACUGUUUAUUUCAUGAAAACUGAAGUUAUGCUGAGGGCUGAGCAGCACUGGCAUUGAAAAAUAUAUAUAUAAUCAUCAUAAAGUCUGUGUCUGAAUAUCUCUUUUGGGAACUGAAAGGGGAGGUGGUAUUGUACCAGCUGGACUAGGCUCCAGUUCUAGGCCUCCUGGCUUAUUCAACAUGCCUCCCUACCUAAAGAAAAGUGCAACACUCA
Molecule: messenger RNA, 1610 nt
Organism: Capra hircus (goat)
Lineage: Eukaryota; Metazoa; Chordata; Mammalia; Artiodactyla; Bovidae
Gene: NIT1
Product: nitrilase 1
Exons: 6
Coding region: 268-1203 (311 amino acids)
Molecular function (GO): hydrolase activity, acting on carbon-nitrogen (but not peptide) bonds, in linear amides
Source: RefSeq, a predicted model, not a curated record